AUGUCGCAUCAGAGAAGACCUGGUGGUCAUAGCCGCCGCAAUCCUUCCGUCGAUAUGCCUAAAUACACCCCACUGUCUAUGGACGCAGACGCUCAAGCUGCUCACGAACGACAACGCGCCCUCGCCCAAAUAUCCGACUACGACUCAGCAUAUAAUUCAGACAUGCCUACGCAUGACCCUCCGCCACAGCGCACUCAAGACGAGCUGAAUCUCAAGGUCCUCAAGAUACACAACCCAGAUGUCGUCGAUGUCCUUUCAAUCAUCAAAUACGCCACCAUGUACGAGUUCAAGUUCGAGGACCCAUCGAAUCCUGGCUGGGUAAAGCUGAACAUUGAGGGCUCGCUGUUCAUGUGUCAGCUCACACCUGGUCAGUAUGGCGAGGAUCAAUAUUCAGUCAUUCUGCUGAAUCGGAAGGACAUCGACAACUUCACAGCACCCUUGCUCGAAGUAUCAAACGGUGGCGUCAAAAUACAAGAUCCAUACAUCAUCAUAAGUUUCGCAGAUCAGGCUGGCCAGCAGAAAAUAUACGGCGUUCAUGUCUUCUCGGACAAAGCUGAAGAAGCUGCCGAACUCCUCCAUCAGCAUGGCAAUCUUAUGGUCGCCCUGGCAGCCCACGCUGGAGUCAGUCGCAAGAAUGCAGAAUAUGAGGCAGGUGUGGGAUCGGCAGAGGAUGCUGAGGAAGCCUCACAAGAGACACAAAUCGUACAGCAGCCUGGUGGUCAAGAUCACAGUGCUGAGGAAGGCUUCCCAGGGUCUAAGAGUUACCCAGCAGUAGUCGAUUCGCAACCUCGACAACCAGUACCAGAACCUUCGCAACAAGGAGUCGAUCUGAUGGCCUUGUUCCGCGGUGCGGCGCCCCAGCAGUCUGCCCAAGUGCCCCGACAACAGCAGCCACAGUAUCACAACAAUAACAACCAUGCACCACAACAGCGAUCUCAGAUGCCAGUACAACCACAGGCAAAUGCCUUACUCAAUCUCUUUCAAAAUUCAGGACCACAGCAGCAAGCUCCGAUACCAGUCCAGCCACAGGCCAACGCAUUGCUCAAUCUUUUCCAAAGUUCUGGCCUUCAACCGCGGUGA
This is a messenger RNA of Cyphellophora attinorum, 1080 nucleotides long. RefSeq lists its product as uncharacterized. Gene Ontology annotation, cellular component: P-body. The record is from RefSeq and is a predicted model, not a curated record. Bases 1 to 1080 code for a protein of 359 amino acids. Gene Ontology annotation, biological process: deadenylation-dependent decapping of nuclear-transcribed mRNA; positive regulation of catalytic activity; deadenylation-independent decapping of nuclear-transcribed mRNA. Gene Ontology annotation, molecular function: enzyme activator activity; mRNA binding. The transcript has a single exon. Lineage: Eukaryota; Fungi; Ascomycota; Eurotiomycetes; Chaetothyriales; Cyphellophoraceae.